GUCUUAGUUAAUCUUACACUCUUAUUUCAAUCUAAAUUUGCCAUAUAUAUACUGUGGAAGGGAGUUAAGUAGGUCCUAUUUCCGUGUGUACAGUGUCCAACCUUCAACCUCUGUUUAUUGCCUCUGUUUGCCUAAAUUAUGUGCAGAAAUUCUAGGGUUGUGAGAAGUCUUCAGCCUGGCUGCUCACCCUCCAACCAGUACCAAGUUGCCCUCAUUUGUAUGAUUGGAAUAUCAUGCGAUGUAUUCUGCCACCGAUUAAUGCUUUGAGGGUUUCAAUGGAAAAUUGCUCUGCCACGUGCUACUUUCUGAGAACCCCUCGGUGGCUACCCAUAAUGUGGAUAAAAUUCUGGAAAUCUGAAUAAGGGUUCUCCUGUGAAGUCUGGAUGAAAUUAUGAACUUGAAUUUGUGCAUCAUGUACUGAAUCAUUAUUUACUUUUUCAGAAAAUGGCAUAUAUGUUGGGGGAUUACCGCCAGAUACUGUCAAAGAUGAUCUUGCUGGUGUGAUCAAGUUUUUGGGUAGAGUGAAGAAUUUUGACGUUGUUGAGGUCAUUCGAUGUGAUGAUGUUUACUGGUUUGGAUUUGUUCACUUCCAGUCUGCAGAUUCUGUGAAGGCAGUUGAGGUUCUAAAGCUAAUGGAUGUCAAAGAUCUCAGACUUUCUCAUGUCAAGAGUCAUCUCCAGGGUACCAUUGAUCAUGGUCUAUGGCUUCAGCCUACACCUAAGGCGACAUGUAUUAUGGCAUAUUCAUAUGCAGAUUGGGCUGGAUGUCAUGAUACUUCUCGCUCUACAACUGGUUAUGCUAUUUUUCUUGGGCCAAAUCUUGUGUCUUGGAAAUCCAAGAAGCAACCUACUGUCUCUAAAUCUUCUACAGAAGCAGAGUAUCAUGCUAUUGCUUAUACAGUACAGGACACACUCCACAUUCGGUCUAUUCUAUUCGAGCUUGGCUUUCCUAUCACAUCACCAGUACGUUUGUUCUACGAUAACAUCUCUGCAUCCUACUUGACAACGAAUCCUGUUAAGCAUGCACGGAGUAACCAUAUUCAGAUUGAUUAUCACUUUGUUUGUG
Cuscuta epithymum is the source of this 1065-nucleotide messenger RNA. The record is from the annotation of a GenBank genome assembly. NCBI's taxonomy places the organism in Eukaryota, Viridiplantae, Streptophyta, Magnoliopsida, Solanales, Convolvulaceae.